CAAGUGUGUUGCACCGCUGGCACCGGCUGGGGGCGAGCAGACUUCGAGCCGCUGCCGCCGCCGCCGCCGCCGCCGUUGCGACCGCCGCAGCGGAGUUCAGAGGGCCCGGAGGUGGGGGACUUCCAACACGGUGGCUGAAAUGUCGUCCACCGCGGCUUUUUACCUUCUCUCGACCCUGGGAGGGUACUUGGUGACCUCAUUCUUGUUGCUCAAAUACCCGACCUUGCUGCACCCGAGAAAGAAGCAGCGAUUCCUCAGUAAACACAUCUCUCACCGCGGAGGUGCUGGAGAAAAUUUGGAGAAUACAAUGGCAGCCUUUCAGCAUGCAGUUACAAUUGGAACUGAUAUGCUGGAAUUGGACUGCCAUAUCACAAAAGAUGAACAAGUUGUAGUGUCACAUGAUGAGAAUCUAAAGAGAUCAACUGGAGUCAACGUAAACAUCUCUGAUCUCAAGUACUGUGAACUCCCACCUUACCUUGGCAAACUGGAUGUCACAUUUCAAAGAGCAUGCCAGUGUGAAGGAAAAGAUAACCGAAUUCCAUUACUGAAGGAAGUAUUUGAAGCCUUUCCUAAUACUCCCAUUAACAUCGAUAUCAAAGUCAACAACAAUGUGCUGAUUAAGAAGGUUUCAGAGUUGGUGAAGCAAUACAGACGAGAACACAUAACAGUGUGGGGCAAUGCCAGUUAUGAAAUUGUAGAAAAGUGCUACAAAGAGAAUUCAGAUAUUCCUAUACUCUUCAGUCUACAACGUGUUCUGCUUAUUCUUGGCCUGUUCUUCACUGGUCUUUUGCCCUUUGUGCCCAUUCGAGAACAGUUUUUUGAAAUCCCAAUGCCUUCAAUCAUAUUGAAGCUAAAAGAACCACACACUAUGUCCAGAAGUCAAAAAUUUCUCAUCUGGCUUUCUGAUAUCUUGCUAAUGAGAAAAGCCUUGUUUGACCACCUCACUGCCAGAGGCAUUCAGGUGUAUAUUUGGGUAUUAAAUGAAGAACAAGAAUACAAACGAGCUUUUGAUUUGGGAGCAACUGGGGUGAUGACAGACUAUCCAACGAAGCUUAAGGAUUUUUUACAUAAUUUUUCAACAUAGAAAAGGAGAUACUCAGAAGCAUUCAAAGAAAACAUGAAGAGACCUAAGGGGGAAAAAAAAAAGUUUGCCAUCAUUUUCCUAAGCCAUUUCCAGAAUGGUAAAGGUUUAAUCAGUACAUCUUGAUGAAAGAGGAAAGAAAAUACAGUAAAGGAGAGCUUAGAAAUCAGUGAUGUAGUUAUCUGACAAGCUAUACAUUGUUAACAGAAGGCAAACUCAAGAAAGAACUGAAACUUUUUACCUGAUCAGAAAUAAAAACUGUAGACUAUAAAAUUUCUUGGUUGCUGUUGUUAAUGGAAUCUUGGAAUCUUGUUCAGCGUAGCAGUGCUACCAUGUCCUUUCUUUUCCAUAACAUUUAAAAUGGGAAUUAUCAAAUGUAAAUUAAGACAAGAUCCACAUAGUCACAUAUUUAUGUUUCCUCUAAAGAAAUGUAAAUUUUCCAUUUUUGGCAAUGACUGUUUGAUCCUACAUCUAGAUUUUAAAUAACAUCUUGAAUCUUAAUAAUCCUAUAAAACUGAUGAAAAUACACAUCACUGUUUUAAUCCUUAAGGUAUAACCCAUCUGUCCCUAACCUUUAAGGAUUUAGUCUUCUGAAUACUAAGUGGAAACAAUUUCUCAAAGCAUUAGGCAUCACUUUCUCAGCUUUUCUGAUAUGACUUCAUGUAAAUCUGUUUCUAAUAUUUUUGACUAAUUUUCAUGAUCUCUUUGGGAGGUAAAUAUAAUCUGGAAUAAUGAGGGUCUUUUACCUAGAUUACAUCUGUCAUUUGGAGUUUGCCAGCUAGCAGCUAUGAAGGAUGAUUAUACUCCCAUCUAUCUCUGGAUGAUAAAUAACAUUUUGCUUUUUUGUUUAAUCUGGAAUAAAAUUUUACAAGAACAAAA
This is a messenger RNA of Hyaena hyaena (striped hyena), 1960 nucleotides long. It is a transcript of the gene GDPD1, whose product is annotated as glycerophosphodiester phosphodiesterase domain containing 1. The coding region runs from base 140 to 1084 and encodes 314 amino acids. Gene Ontology annotation, cellular component: endoplasmic reticulum membrane. The transcript is spliced from 11 exons. The record is from RefSeq and is a predicted model, not a curated record. Lineage: Eukaryota; Metazoa; Chordata; Mammalia; Carnivora; Hyaenidae. Gene Ontology annotation, biological process: glycerophospholipid catabolic process; N-acylethanolamine metabolic process. Gene Ontology annotation, molecular function: phosphoric diester hydrolase activity; phosphatidylcholine lysophospholipase A1 activity.